AUCUUCAUACAGCUGAACGGACGACUCUGUAGCUGGAAAUAUCGUCAAGUACACAGUACCAUCCUCCUCACAUCUCGGAAGAACAAUGCAUCUAUUGACCAAGAUGAACGACCAAGUAUCGGACUCACCGCCGCCACUAACCAUCUACCGAUCUGGCCAGGCCACCUUUCACGCGUUCGCCAUUGCCUCACGUUGGGUUCCCCCUCCAGCCGCCAUUCCUUCCAGAGCCGAACGAAGUUGAAUAGUCGACUCACUUUGGACCCAAUACCUAGCCGCAGCGCACCUCCGGCCGCAACCCCAGUUGCACCUCCAGCUACACCGACUGCACGCCGGACCACCAGCCGCAGCACCGGCCGCUCCUCUAGCUGCACUGGCCGCACGCGGACGCCGAGCCGCAGCACCGGCUACAGCACCGGCCGCACUACCAGUCGCAGCACCGGCCACACCACCAGCGGUAGCACCGAUUGCACCACAAACCUCAACUCUAGUUGCCCUUCCAGCAGUACCUAGGAGCCCGGAGAAGUGCCAGGCUGGUAGGGAAGCCUCAGCGUAGCCAUGUAACUUCUUUCCCGCAAAUUACCGACAAUGAAGGUGACAAUGAGGAUGAGGAUGAGGAUGAUGGUUUUGAGUACGAUUUUGGCGAGCAAACGAAUUUUAGUUCUAUUUGUACAUGUUGUAAUACAUUCUGAGGACAGCCCGAGAAUUCUCUCCGAGCACAUAGGCGCGUUUUGAUAUUGCGCUAGUCCCUAAGCGCUCUAGUCUAUGCUAGUGCGCGCUAUGCACCUAUAAUACUAACAUUUAUACCCA
Messenger RNA from Tricharina praecox, 807 nucleotides. RefSeq lists its product as uncharacterized. The annotation marks the transcript as partial. The record is from RefSeq and is a predicted model, not a curated record. The transcript has 3 exons. NCBI's taxonomy places the organism in Eukaryota, Fungi, Ascomycota, Pezizomycetes, Pezizales, Pyronemataceae.